AUGGAAGAACGCCGAGCGAUGUUGUUUGCCGUGAGUUCCAUCUGCGAAGAAGUAGCAACGCGGGACAGUGUCAGUGCGGAAUAUGCGUCCUCGAGCACCAGUAGGUCCUUGCGACCAACGCUAUCUCCGGACGCCUUGCAAGUGUUGACCGAGGUUGCGAUGAAACAGCUCGAGCUCGUGGCCCACGACCUCCAGCAUUUUGCCCACCACGCAAACCGCCGGACCAUCUCCCCCGAAGACGUCAUGCUCACCGCACGGCGGCAGGCGGGACUUGUCCAGAACUUGGUUGCGUAUCAACGCCAGCACUGCUUGACCAAUUCAACCGGCGGUGGAUCGACCAAGAGCAAACGCAAGCGCAAGGACUCCUUGGAUUAA
Molecule: messenger RNA, 375 nt
Organism: Aphanomyces astaci
Lineage: Eukaryota; Oomycota; Saprolegniomycetes; Saprolegniales; Verrucalvaceae
Exons: 1
Coding region: 1-375 (124 amino acids)
Biological process (GO): replication fork processing; resolution of meiotic recombination intermediates
Cellular component (GO): Fanconi anaemia nuclear complex; FANCM-MHF complex
Molecular function (GO): protein heterodimerization activity; chromatin binding
Source: RefSeq, a predicted model, not a curated record